AUGAGCCGGCCUCAAAUUUUUUCAUUCCUUAAAGAUCAGCAUGACGCUAUUGUGCAGACAAAGACCAUCAAGUUGAAUUCAUUAUCGCCACCAGUUAAACCUCAUGUGUUGGUUGACUUCAUAGAUGAGUACUUACAGUCAUUUGAGCCUCCUUUAAUCCUUGAAAGGCUAUCCCUACAGAACGACCAAAUCUCCGAAAUACCGUCUAACUUGGCCAAAAUACUGAAACAUUUGAAAUACUUGGACUUAUACCACAACAAUAUAUCACACAUCAGCAACAAAAUUUUUCAAAGCGGACUCAGACUGAUAGAAAUCCUUGACCUAUCAUCGAAUCAGCUUUCUUAUUUGCCUGACUCAAUCUCACACUUGCACAACUUGAAAGUAUUGUCCGUGAAAAAUAACAACAUUCGAUUCCUUACACCUUCAUUGGGGGAGCUACAGUAUUUGAAUCUUAUAGAGGUUUCUAAUAACCCUCUAUCUAUCCCGUCCUUUGAUUUAAUUCGAACAUUUCAAGCACAAGCUGCCGAGCUAGAUUGGGUGGGCCAAUUAAAAAGCUACUUACUUGCAAACAGAGCUGCAAUCAAUGCAAAGAUUGAAGAGUUAAGGGAUCCAACACCUACAUAUCAUGAAUUUCAAACAAUGGACCCAAAACAUAACCAGGAACCUCAACUUACACCCCCUGGUGUACAAAGGUCACAUAGCGUGAGUGACAUUCCAAAGCCAAGGUCAUCAAAAGCUUCCAAGAGAAUGGGCUUUAUUAUUAAAAAGCUUGAGGAAAAUGGAUCAGAAGAGAAUUUGGAGGAAACUAGGCAACCGAUAACUCUGACAACGAUUCCCAGGCCCAUUAUUCAUGAAGGUGCACCACACUCCGCUUCUGCUGCUGAAACCAAGUUUGUUAUAUCUAGUCCACCACCUCCUCAAUCAGCCAAUACAAGUUCCACUGCACCAAGCUCUGCAUCUUCAUCGCCAUCCAAUGAGUAUGGCUCAUUAGCUCCUAAAUCUAACUUAGGACUGCAUUUGAAACCUCCCACUAGAUCAAGGUCAAACACAAUGAAGGAAAUAGACAGAAUAUUAGAGAAAAACGACAAUGUCGAUACAGAGCAUAAAUCGAAUGCAUACUUUAAAAGACUAUCCACUUUGCAAGAACAACCGGUAGAUGAGUCAGAGGUAAUGGAGUCACCUACAAGUAAUCAAAGAGCCCCACGUCAAACGUCGGACCCGAGUCUCAGGGUACCUCCGUCAGUACCAUUAGGAGUACCAAGGUCCAACACUCCUGCCACUGCUCCUGCUUCCGAUGACGGAUCACCGAUACGCCCCUACCCAUCAAAGAAACAAAUCAAUGCUAAUAUUAUUAAAGUUUCCCGAAAAGUUUUGUUUUCCUUUAGUGAAUUACAUUCAUCCAUUAGAAGAUUUACUGGAUUCUGCACAGAUAAGAAGGUCACUAUGAAGAUGGUAUCGUUGUUGUACACAACAAAAUCGAAUAUAGAUUCUUUAGUUGAGAAUUUAGAAAUAAUGGAGGAAAACGGAAAUAACGCAGAACAAAUUGCCCAGAUCUUACAAACAUGCAUUUCCUCAUUCAGAUCCAUAAUGGAUUUACUACAAGAAAACUUGACCAAAUUUGUUAGCAACAUUGAUGUCUGUUUCAUCCGAAUGUUGUAUUUGUCGGUGUUUGGUUCCUUUAAUGAGCUCAAAAACGCGUAUAUACUUUUAACAGCAAAGCCCAAAGUUGCUGAAUUCAAGCUGAAACUUACAAUCAAUACAAAUGUUGGAUCUUCAUUUGAUGAGGUGGAUGAAAAGUUAUAUGGCACUGUUGAAUCGGCAAUAGCCAAUGCGCAAACUAUUUUCACUGAAUUGAACAAGGAUGUCCAUAGAGGCGCAAGCGCCAAUGCGGCAUCUGUGCUGUCCAGUGUGGCUACAAAAAUCAAAGAUCUUGGCACUGUGUGUGGCUCGUCCUUGGAAAUUACGAAGCGGCUCAACACUAAACUCAUUACCAUUAGGAACAACCCAUCUCAUGGUACAAAGAAGCUAUUUGCGGAGGACACGAAUCAAUUCUUGAAGUCAAUUGUGCUGAUUUUGGCGGCUGUCAAGAGCAUUGUCGUUGAUAUACCCAUAUUAGAGGAUGUUCGUGCGCCAAUGUCGAGUCUCACUAAAACAGCAAAGGAGGUCACUUAUAUGUUGGAGAUAUCAUCCUACAAGACUUUGUUGUCUGAUUCAGGGUCAGGACCAAAUCAACAGGUGCAAAGUGCUUCGGCUAGUGCUCAGGCGCCUUCCAUGUUUACACCUGUAUCUGCCCGUGCCCCUUCCUUAUCGUCAGCAAGUACGUUUACAAAUGGACCAGUUCCAGUACGAAAUCCAAUUGUUGCUCCACCCAAUUCAUCAACUGCCAAUUUGCAGGAGGCACUGAGUAAUUCCUUUGUCAGUGGCCCUCUUACUGCACCUCCACAAUCAACUGGCCAAAUGUUUGCCAAAAACGGAAUGAAUCCAUUCGAUAAGCUUAUAUUGAGUAAGAAUGACGAAACGUAG
Molecule: messenger RNA, 2523 nt
Organism: Lodderomyces orthopsilosis Co 90-125
Lineage: Eukaryota; Fungi; Ascomycota; Pichiomycetes; Serinales; Debaryomycetaceae
Gene: SOG2
Product: Sog2p
Exons: 1
Coding region: 1-2523 (840 amino acids)
Molecular function (GO): protein binding
Source: RefSeq, a predicted model, not a curated record